AUGGGAGUCAAGGGCUUAUGGCCGUAUCUCUCGCCGGCAGAGCAAACUGAGGACAUGACGCUCCUGACCGUCCGGCACUCGCAGGCACACCCAGGCCAUAUACAGCCAUUUCGCGUCGGAGUUGACACUAGUAUAUGGCUGCACGCAACACAGAACGCGAUGGCUGUCGGCCAUGCACAAAGCGGAGAAAACCCGGAACUCCAAGCUUUGUUCCGGAAAACGGCGCGGCUAUUCUCGCUGUGCACGUCCGCCGUCUUUGUUUUUGACGGCGACGAGAGGCCUGCCCUUAAGCGCAAUACAAAGGUAAUACACUACGAACACUGGCUGGCGGCGGGACUGCGAGAAUUGAUUACCUGCUUCGGGUUCGUAUGGUGCAUUUUGGAUACGGAAACUGACCCCGAUAAGGCUCCCGCUGAGGCUGAAGCGCAGCUCGCCGCAAUGCAGCAACAGGGACUGAUCGACGCUGUCAUCACGGACGACAGCGACGUUUUUGUAUUUGGAGCCAAGACGGUUAUAAGGACCCCCAAUGUUAAGAAAGACAAGGAGAAUGUCCGGAUGUACUGCGACACCCGAAUCCACGCAGCCAUCAACCCUGCUAUGACACAGGGCGGGUUCCUCCUCACAGCCCUUUUAAGCGGUGGAGACUAUGAUCUGGUAGGACGGGAUCAAAUCUUUUGGCUGUGCUACUGCAGCCGCUCUUGCAAAAUACGGUUUCGGGGAUGCCUACCUCGAGAUAGCAGCCCGCCGGUUGCAGAGCACCUCGUAGCCUUCGAGACCCUGCGUGCCGAGAUGAAGAUGUGCUUGCGACAUGACCCUUUGCACUAUCUGGGGCGUCGUAGCGCCGUCCUCGCAGAUGCGAUUCCGGACAGCUUUCCGAAUCAUGCCACCUUCUUGGCCUAUACACGGCCCCGUAUUGACGAGAACGCAAUGCUAGCUAAGCUUUGCACCACGGUAACAUUCCCGAAUCUUGAACGCCUCGGGCGGCUAUGUGAGAGGUCCUUCUCGUGGGGCACACGAGAAGGCAUCCUUGCAGCCUUUCGAGCCCAGGUGUGGCCAGGACUAGUGCGAAGAUCUCUGUGGGCUCAGGCAUCAGACAACCCGAUCAAGUUCACGCUCUUGCCAUCAAGUCUCCUGCCACGCCGGUUCAAGCAGGCUGGCGGCCUCCGGUUCUGCCAGGUACGAGUCGCCGUGGAAGCCUUGAUGGAGGACACCGUUGCAUCUCUUACGGAUGAACGUGCUGGUCGACAUCAAGCAAGGGCCCGCACUUCUGCCAAACGGCCUCGCGUUGCAAGCUCCACCGAUCCCCUUGACAUCUGGGUCCCAGCGGUGGUGAUCGACAUGAUCCAUCCCUCUGACUGUGGCCAUGGGGCCGGGACCGUCCUCCAUAGCCGCCUGCGGGACUCGUUACAUGAUGCGACGGAGGGUCUUAGUGCGAAUACCCCCAUCGAUAUCGACGCCAUCUGUGACAAUGCAUUACCUGCUCCAUCUCCUGUUAUUGUUGACGACGAGCUGGAGUCUUGCGAGGGGGGAUUGGGCCCUCAUAUCAUUGGGGAUGGCAGCAGCUGUUUGCCCUAUGACCUAACCGGGAGUGGUAGGUGCUCACCGUAUAUCCGAGCGCUCUCCGAUGAUGAAGACCUCCCGUCAGUCUCGGAGCUCAUUGCCAGUGUGUGGGGGCCGCUGCUCUAA
Gloeophyllum trabeum ATCC 11539 is the source of this 1686-nucleotide messenger RNA. RefSeq names its product PIN domain-like protein. Gene Ontology annotation, molecular function: 5'-flap endonuclease activity. Lineage: Eukaryota; Fungi; Basidiomycota; Agaricomycetes; Gloeophyllales; Gloeophyllaceae. The coding region runs from base 1 to 1686 and encodes 561 amino acids. The record is from RefSeq and is a predicted model, not a curated record. The transcript is spliced from 7 exons.